AUGGACCAUCUACAAAGCAGAAUGGAAGAUGAUGAACAAGUGAAAAUGAAGUCCUUCAGGUACAUUAAUAUAGAAGCUCAUAGUCAAACAGAAAAGCGGAGGAGAGAUAAAAUGAAUAACUUAAUCGAAGAGCUAUCUGCUAUGAUCCCUCAGUGCAAUCCCAUGGCCCGUAAGCUGGACAAACUUACCGUAUUGAGAAUGGCUGUACAGCAUUUGAAGUCCUUAAAAGGCUCUACCGGUUCUUAUGCAGGAGAUAAUUACAAGCCUACAUUUAUACAGGAUGAUGAGCUGAGACAUUUAAUCCUCAAGAUUGCAGAUGGGUUCCUAUUUGUUGUUGGAUGUGAUCGAGGAAAAAUUCUGUUUGUCUCUAAAUCAGUCUCCAAAACUCUUAAUUAUGAUCAGGCAAGUUUGACUGGACAAAGCUUAUUUGACUACUUACAUCCAAAAGAUGUUGCCAAAGUAAAGGAGCAGCUUUCUUCUUCUGAUAUUUCGCCAAGAGAGAAGCUGAUGGAUGCCAAAACUGGCUUUCAAGUCCAAGCAAAUUUCCCUGCUGGAACAACUCAUCUGUAUUCUGGUGCAAGACGGUCCUUUUUUUGUCGGAUAAAGUCUUAUAGAUCAUCAAUCAAAGAAGAACAGGAAUGCUUACCCAACUCAAAGAAGAAAGAUCACAGGAAGUUCUGUACUGUUCACUGCAUGGGUUAUUUGAGGAGUUGGCCGCUGAGUGUAGUGGGACUGGAAGAAGAGAACGACAGCCAGAAAACCAGCAGUCACUUCAACUGCCUUGUGGCCAUUGGAAGAUUACAUCCAUACAUUAUCCCCCAGAACAGCGGGGAAAUUAAAGUCAAACCAACAGAAUUUGUUACCCGCUUUGCCACAAAUGGAAAGUUUGUCUAUGUGGAUCAACGGGCAACAGCAAUUUUAGGCUAUCUUCCACAAGAACUUUUGGGAACUUCUUGUUAUGAAUACUUCCAUCAAGAUGAUCACAGUAAUCUAACCAACAAACACAAAGCAGUCCUGCAGAGUAAGGAGAAAAUCUUUACUGAUUCCUACAAGUUCAAAGCAAAAGAUGGCUCAUUUAUAACUUUAAAAAGCCAGUGGUUUAGUUUCAUAAACCCUUGGACCAAAGAACUGGAAUACAUUGUAUCCAUCAACACAUUAGUUCUGGGAUGUAGAGAGUCCAGAGGAACAUCAUUGCUCACUUGUAGCUCACAGUCAUCAGAAGAUGCUUCCAGACAGUCUUUUAUUAGUGUGCCUGGGAUGUCUACAGGAACAGUCCUUGGUGCUGGUAGUAUAGGAACAGAGAUUGAAAAUGAAGUUCUCAACUUACAGAGAUUACAUUCUUCUCCAAGUCUUGCUGAUUCAAAUCCAACAAACAUCAGAGAUUCUCCAGCAGUGAACUGCAGUAAUGUGCCAAACAAAGAGGUGAUUCAGUUAUGUUCUUCUGAAAUAGGAAACCAUGAGCCUUCGGGGCAAAGCCUUGGCAUUAUUUCUUUCUCCAGCAAUGAACCACUGCUCAGUGACAACACGCAGCUGGAUUUUGAUGCAAUGUGUGAAAAUGAUGACACUGCCAUGGCUGCCUUCAUGAAUUAUUUAGAAGCAGAAGGAGGUCUGGGGGAUCCAGCUGACUUUAGUGACAUCCAGUGGACACUCUAGCUCUCGUCUUUCUCUACAAACGAGUAGUGUAUAAAAGUGUUUCACAUACAGCUGUAUAUUCCUCAGUACUGUGUUC
Trichosurus vulpecula (common brushtail) is the source of this 1729-nucleotide messenger RNA. It is a transcript of the gene BMAL2, whose product is annotated as aryl hydrocarbon receptor nuclear translocator like 2. Gene Ontology annotation, biological process: regulation of transcription by RNA polymerase II. Gene Ontology annotation, cellular component: transcription regulator complex; aryl hydrocarbon receptor complex; nucleus. The record is from RefSeq and is a predicted model, not a curated record. Lineage: Eukaryota; Metazoa; Chordata; Mammalia; Diprotodontia; Phalangeridae. Gene Ontology annotation, molecular function: protein dimerization activity; RNA polymerase II cis-regulatory region sequence-specific DNA binding; DNA-binding transcription factor activity, RNA polymerase II-specific. The transcript has 15 exons. The coding region runs from base 1 to 1653 and encodes 550 amino acids.